AUUUUAGAAGGAGUAUAGAAAAGAAUGAUCCUUAUAUGUAACAGCAAACGUCCAAACAUCCUUCCCAUGUAGGUCCAUUUAAAAAUGCUUAAAAAUUGAAAACUUUAAAAAUAAUUUUAAAAUAAAAAAAAAAUGUAUCUCGUUGAUAAUAAACAAAAAGGUAAAAAAGAACGUCCGCAUAUAAAUUAGGACUGUAUGUUUCCUACAAAUGGCAUCUGAUUUUAAAAACUAAUGAUAGGCACAUGCGUAAAUACUCGAUAGGCAUAUUUGUUUAAGGAAUAAAUACUAUUUACAAUACAUUUUGUGUAAAAUAUAAUAUUGAUGUAAAACAAAAACAAGUGUUAAAACACUAAUUCAGAAUAAUAUGGAACAGACAGUGUUUUUAUACGAUCAUAAUACACUGUAUAUGUAUACGGCUUAAGAGAAAAAUCCACAUGACACUGUUUCAACAUUCGCGCGAAACUUCCACCUGCACAAAAAUCCCUUCUCCUUAAUCUAGAAAAAAACACACAAGAAAAACCAUUAAUAGAAAUAUGCAAAUAAACACUGUGCGAAGUGAGAACAGGAUAAUGAAAUAUGAAUUCUUUAUGUAAAUAUUAAUUAAUAUUAAGUAUCUAUUUAAACGUCUUUUAAUAAGUUUCAUUGAUUACAACUUAUUUGCUUCUUUAUGCAAACAUUAUAUUAAUUGAUUAAACAAGGAGUAUAAUUACGCGAUUUUUAUUAGUCUGCUGAAACAUCAUGAUGCGGACGUUACGGUUGCUUUUCGCUUUUCUGUUGUUGUUAAUUAGCAGUUUUAGAGAUGACAACGCCACGGUUGAAGCAGAAGUCGUAAAAUUUAGGGAGUUUUCUGCGCACAAUGGCUUUACAUGUGCGGAAAACUCGGGAAUCUUUAACAUUAGUGGAAUUCUGAGUCUGAUACAGUGUUCGGUCAAGUGUGCAAGUGAAUCUUCAUGCCUUGGAGUAAUCUACGAGUCGACACUGAUGAGGUGUGUCGGUUGCAGGUGGUAUACAAAUGGUGGCCAAGGUUUAGGUCUGUCGUACAACCGUAAGGCCUACAGACUUGUAACAUACAACAUGAACUGGGUACAAGCAAAGGCAAAUUGUGAGAGUCUUGGUGGUCGAUUGGCUGACAUUAAAUCCCAGGAAGAGCAAACUUUCAUUGAGAGGAAUAUUCUACCUUCAGCAGUUAAUUUGUACUGGAUUGGUGGUAAGGACAAUUCAAGCGGGUUUGUUUGGCUAGACGGUACCGGAGUCUCUGCAGGGUACAACUAUUGGCACGAUGGAGAACCAAGCGCAAGUGAAGGUAACGUGGAGUACUGCAUUAUGUUGUAUCAACGUCAAGAUAACACGACUUACACAUGGAGCGACGCACCGUGCGAGAGUGAGAAUUUUGUGCUCGGAAGUUUGUGUGAAUUCGACUAAAAAGGGCAUACAAAAUGUAUAUUCACAUUUUGAAAACUGUGUGUUUGAAUACAUCAAAUACUAACCAAUUCUACAUCAGCCUAGUUCUAUAAUUUGAGUAUCUUUCUUGUCGACACAAUAAUAUACAAUGUACACGUAUUUUGGCUAUAUUAGGUCUGUAUUUGGGAAAAAUCAAAUCAGUUUAGUUAGACUCCUAAGGUCGAGAGGUAUAUAUGAACAAUUCCUCAUACAUACACUUCUAUAAAAAAGAAAUAAAUA
Mercenaria mercenaria is the source of this 1680-nucleotide messenger RNA. RefSeq names its product brevican core protein-like. The coding region runs from base 739 to 1422 and encodes 227 amino acids. The record is from RefSeq and is a predicted model, not a curated record. Gene Ontology annotation, molecular function: signaling receptor activity. Lineage: Eukaryota; Metazoa; Mollusca; Bivalvia; Venerida; Veneridae. The transcript is spliced from 4 exons.